Colletotrichum destructivum is the source of this 1125-nucleotide messenger RNA. Its product is annotated as Putative cytochrome b5-like heme/steroid binding domain, cytochrome b5, heme-binding protein. The record is from RefSeq and is a predicted model, not a curated record. Gene Ontology annotation, biological process: sterol biosynthetic process. The transcript has 4 exons. Bases 298 to 702 code for a protein of 134 amino acids. Gene Ontology annotation, cellular component: intracellular membrane-bounded organelle; endoplasmic reticulum membrane. Gene Ontology annotation, molecular function: heme binding. NCBI's taxonomy places the organism in Eukaryota, Fungi, Ascomycota, Sordariomycetes, Glomerellales, Glomerellaceae.
CAACUGGCGCGGAAGCUUUCAUCAGCUGUCAACCGUCCAGUGCAGUGCGGCCUCCCCCCCCAAUUUUACUGGGACCCGCGAUAAAGUGCGUGUACAAACGGGCUCAACAACAUCCGGGAAACCUCCUUCACGUCCGAAUCUUUUUGCACCAACUCCCCUGUGCAGCCACUACUCCAGCAAGAGAAGAAAAAAAGUCCGAAUCCGAGCCCAGUCCGCAAACCCCCAACAAACCAAUACGCCGAAAAAGAGCCACGUUUAAUCACCGAAAACCCUCAGUCGUCACCGAACUCUGUCACAAUGGGCGUCGAACUUACCUACCAAGAUGUUGCCGAGCACAACACCAAGAAGGAUCUCUUCAUGGUGAUCCACGACAAGAUCUAUGACUGCACCAAGUUCGUCGACGAGCACCCCGGUGGUGAGGAGGUUCUUCUCGACGUCGGCGGUCAGGAUGCCACCGAGGCGUUCGAGGAUGUCGGCCACAGCGACGAGGCCCGCGAGACCUUGGAGCAGCUGCUCAUCGGCGACCUGAAGCGCCAGCCCGGAGACCCUGCCCCUAAGAAGCAGACCCCCGUCGCCAGCUCAGCCAGCACCACCGAGAGCGCCGGCUUUGGCAUCGGCCUCUAUGCCGUUCUCCUUAUCGGCGGUGUCCUCGCCUACGUCGCCUACCAGUACCAGCAGCAGCAGCAGCAGGCGUCCGCAUAAUGUGCCGGUCGUUGUCACUGUUUUUCAAGUAUGCUGGGGGUGCAGCUCGAAUCGCCCGUUGCUCCUGGAGAAGGGGGGCGAGCUGGGAGUACGCGCGCCCACGCCGCCCGCGACCGGAGCCGCAAGUCGUUAUCCUCAAGAAGCGCGAUCGUUACGAGGCAAGGGGGGGCUAUCCCUCGCGUCACCUAAGGCUAACGAUGUUUGAACGGGGAUGUGCUAUGAGCUGGCGCAGGUGGGUGUUGUAUGGGGCUUUAUGAUGUUGAUUCACAGCGGCAGGAAGGCCACGCUGGUCAACUGAGACCGGCGAGCCAAGUCUGCCGGGGGAUGAUACGCUUUUAAUAGAAUAUAUGUUCUGGUCAUGACUGUUAGUUUGUGUGUUAGAUAUACGGGUAGCAGGCAGCGCGAUGCUGGGUAUAAUGCCAA